Messenger RNA from Didymodactylos carnosus, 1485 nucleotides. The record is from the annotation of a GenBank genome assembly. NCBI's taxonomy places the organism in Eukaryota, Metazoa, Rotifera, Eurotatoria, Philodinida, Philodinidae.
CUGCAUCGAGCGAUGCUCGAUUCAACUUUUCUCUCUUUCCUAUGCAGCUAGCUGCAUCUAUCAUUGUAUCUAGUGAAUCUAGAUGCAUCGAGCGAUGCUAGCUGCUUUUUUCGUGCUUGGGCUUAUCAGAAUACAAAGAGAUAAAACGCUAAAGCAUUGACUUGGUUACAUAGAUUAGAAAUGUAAAACAGAAAAACAUCUGAAUAUUCGAUCUCUUCCAUACCUUAUCUGUGUGGCUGGAUUUUUUCAAAAAGAACGCUUUUAUUCGGAAGCAUAACUCCAUAUAUAAACUGUAAAAAAUUAUUUAAUAGAGGAUAAAAACUAUUUGUUGCAAUUGGAUGCAUCCACACAGCUUCUCUACCUUCAUGCAUCGACCUUGAACCACCAUGCGCUCAGUUUGUAGUCCGUGUUGAGUUGUAUACGAAUCCAUGUUUGUUUCCUCUACAGGCAUGAUGAUGGAAUAAUUCUCAAAAAAAUUUAUCUGCUCUCUGACAAAGAAACUAUAUUUUUUAUUGUAAAAUUAGUGAGCAUCGUGCACUUUAAAUCACUAAUUCGAAGUUAUAACUUGGAUUACUCGACACUGGCACAUUUCGGUUACAUGAUGAACUUAGUUCACUUUUUCUUUUUUAAUCUCAUUUAUUGAUAUGAAAAUAGAAAAUCCCAAAACUACAAGCCACAAAAGUGGAUUGAGGAUCCAUACACAUGUGGCCACAGUAAAAAAGAAAACAAACACUUGACUGCUACAGAUUCGACUGCUAUCCCAUACUACUACAAGAGAAAAAAUGAGAAAAAGAAGCGAAAAGAGAAUUCACUUUCUGACGGUGUGCGACUUCUAAGUGUACUUGUUAAUGUGAAUUUUUUAUUAAAAUCGAUCCUGUUUUUGUAUCUGAUUGUUGCCAGGAAGAAAAUUGGGCUGUGUCUCGAACACCUGUUGGUUAUUGACCACAUAUGUUUACUACAAUAAAAAAAUAUUUCGUUGUCCAGAUAGGCACUAACAAGGAAAACCUUUCUUCCUCUGUUCUGUUUCAAUGUAUUUUGCAUAAGUGUGGCGACCAAUCAGUUCUUUUCAGAACCGACUGCUUUCAGCUUUGUGUUCGGUUUGAUUCGACAAUUCGGUGGCUUUUCGAUCUGUUGCAUAACUUCUCCUGCUUCCAAAAAAUCCCUCCUUCAAAUCUCUCAGUUUAUGUAACAUUUCUAUGUACAAUUUAUCUUGGAAAUGACAAUAGUAUUUCAGGAAACAUCAAUUGAUGAUUAAUAAAUUGAAUAAUUGAAUAAAUAAGUACAAAAUUCAAAUCCGCUGCCGUUACAUUUAAUUUCUUACUUCGAUUUCUGUCCUUGAAUCAAUUCAAUGUUUAUAACAUAAGUUUUUGUAUUUGUAGACGUAAAAAAACAUUACCAGAUUCGAUUGUAAAUGAAUUAAAAACGAUAUUAAAAAAUUUUGAAAUUGAUAUCAGUUCCUUACGACCAACUGUUCCAGACUGUUAA